AUAUGGUAUUGUUGUGCCCACUCCCCGCCCCGUGCUACAACUAAGCUAAGCUGUAGCCAACUGUAGUUGCCGAGACACGACCUAGAAGCUGUGCUGUUCUGAGAUAACUCGGUGGACUUGCUGUUAGCUAAACACGGCUAAAGAAAACCUGCUACCACUUCAGGAUCAUCCAUCAGCUGGGACUGAUUCAUCGUGUGUUCUUCGCCACCUGGACCUGGACAGCAUGGACACAGGUAGGGCUGCCACCUUUCAGAUAUGUAAAUAAGUAAAUGAGUUGGAGAAGUGGUUUUUCUCUUAGACAGCUGUGUUAUUCACACAGGUGUGAAACAUCUGUAAACGCCAGAUCUGGUGCAGGAAAAUGGCUGAACAGGGAGUGGGGACACACGUUGCCUUCUGCGGUUGUAAGUGAUAAUAAUAAUAAUAAUAAUAAUAAUAAUAAUAAUACAUUAAACUUGUCUAGGGCUUUUUAGGUCAGUCAGGCUUCACAAAAAAUGCAAUAAACACAUAAUAAAACAACAUGAAACAUAGUAAACAGACUGGGGGAUGCUGGGUUGAUCUUAAGAGAAGGCCAAUUUAAAGAAGUGGGUUUUAAGCAGUGACUUAAAAGUAGAGAGACGGCGUUCCUGAUGUUUAGUGGGAGAGAGUUCCAAAGUGUGGGAGCAGCGGCUGCAAAGGCUCGAUCCCCCAUGGUGCCAUGUUUUGUUCUGAAAGGAGGUUGGAGUCAGCAGAACGGAGGUGCCGGGAAGGAGAAUGGCGAUGGACUGAUAAUCUUUUUGAUUUAAAAGUUGUGAAACUAUUCAGUAUAUCCGUGCUGCAAUAAAUGGUCUGCAGCGCUAAAGACAAAAACAAAAUGCUUACUACAGCCUCCACAUGUGACUCCAGAGAGCAGUCGCUAAGUCAGCAUGCAGCUCAGUGAAUUUAAUGUCCUAGUCGAGUGGGUGGUGGUCUUAUGGAAACAUGAGAGCAAGUCAAACUGCAGCUUUAAGAGCACUCUGAGCAACAGUUGUUUUUCUACACAUCUGUUUUUGAUUCACCGUUUAGCAGUUGUCUGACUUUUCUAUAUAGUUUCUAAAGUAAAGCUGUCGUUUACAACUUUUUCUUGUGUUUCUUGUUUUCUAUUUUCAUAUUCAGGCCAGUUUACACACAGAACUCCAGUUAUUGCUUGUUUUGUCCAAUCUGGGCUGCAGCCGAAUCACACAGUCAGUACGCCAACAUGCUGCUCCUCUCAACUCACUUCCUCUGUACACACACAUCCAACGUCAGAGCUGCACACAGGCAAACUCAGAGUGACAUCAUGGAAUUGGAUCAGGAACUUCCUACAGACAGGAAAAGAUCUACAGCUAACAUAGCUGUGGAUCACACUGGAUAACUUCCUAUGGUUGCAUUUAUUUGACUUAUUUUAUUUUACUCAUAUUUUACCACCUCUUACAUGAGCUGUCUUUAGUCCAUUUGGAAUACAAAUACAGACAGAAGGACAAUAUGGGACCAGCUCAGUGGCCUUGUGGUACUGUCCUCCCUGGGACUGUGAGAUCAGGUUCCAUUCUCGGUCGGGUCAUACCAAAGACUUUAAAAAUGGGUCCCAAUGCCUCCCUGCUUGACACUCAGCUUUAAGGGGUUGGAUUGGGGGUAAAACCACCAAAUAGUUCCCGAGCCCAGCCACUGCUGCUUCUCACCACUCCCCUCCAAUGAGAUCAGUAUGUGAUGAUGACUAUGGGACUUUCUCCAUUUUCUUCUUUGUUAAUGCAUUGCAUCACCACCUGGUAUCAGAACAGGACUCGGUAUUGGAAGAUAAUCAAAAAUCAAACAACUUGGAUUCAGAUCAGGGGCAAAAAUGUGGUUGUAACAUAAGUCAGCUUUAAAAACUAAAACAACUGUUUAUGAAAUAACGUUACCUUAAUUAAUGACAUAUUUUCCUAGUUUACAUUAUGUUGUUUGAAACCAAGGGUCUCAUUAUCUGAACUUUUUAACUUGUUGGAUCGUGAAUCUGUUUAAAAACUUUGCUCUAUAUCAGGGUUGUUCCUGGCUCAGACUGAGGCAGAGGUGGUACCAUCCUGACCGUGCGCCAGCACAUGCGUACUCUGUGCAUUCAACUGCCUCACUUUUUUAAAGGCUAAAUAUGUUUUCGUUAAGUGUUCUAAUCUAAGCUUCUGGCGAUUAAUAGAAUAUUCCAUUUGACAACGUUUCAAGUGAAACAAAACUGGUUUGCUGCUAAAAAAUAUGAAAUAAAACAACAAAAUGAUCAGGCUGAAAUAACAGACUCUUAUUAUGAAAGGCUCAAUAAUAUGCAUCAGAUUGGUGUUUAGUUCCUUUUUCCCAUCUGAUAUUUAUAGUUAAAAUAUUUUUAUAUAUUUGACCUACAUUUCAGUAACAUUUUAGGUUUGUAUUAAUAACACUCAUCUUAGUCAUAAUAACACAUAAAUAUAUGCAGUAAAAUAUAAUGCAUUUCAUUAACAUGCACUUGUGUUGGAAAUGGUAAUAACAUUUAAUUUCUGCAGCUAACAAUGUAAUGGUGGCAUGUCUAUUAUGUACGGGUUAGCAAUAAUCCAGUUCAAAUUAUGUUCAAAGAAAGAAGCGUUUGUGAAUUAUAUACUACAACGGCUUGCCAUAGUCUCGUAGCCGUAAUGUGACCCGUAUCUGCAGCGGUUCUGAUCCGUAGUGCUGCAGGAUGCAGAAUAAACAGGAUGGUGGGGACUUUUCAUCCGCUUGUAGAGUUUAGUCUUUCAUAGUUUUACGAUCAUCAUCAUCAUAUAUUUUUCUGUGCGCCACUUGAUCGCGAGACUGCUACCUGUUAGCUUUAGCAUUAGCUAAUCUGCGUGUAGCUGCACUUUUGAACCAAAGUUUGGACCGGUUCUGCCUUUGUGCCUUUGUUGGUUCCUUUAUUUUCCUCCACUGCAUCCAGAUGACCACACUGUGCACCAGUAAAAAGCAUUUUCUUACACGUAACUUACUUUUGUUCAACAAAGUUCUGGGGAAAAUAGUAAUUCAAAGAUGUUGCACCUGUGCUACGUUUAAAAAUAGACAGACACGCACAGACAGUUACAGCCCUGCUCCGAUAUGGAAGAGCUGGGGGAAAAUCAGGACGUUAAUAGCACCAACCAUAGGUAUGUACCAACUAGCGAGAAAAGCACAUUUUGAUCUUUUUCUGCAGCGGUUUUAGCGCUUUUCGGUGCACCGCUGCUGGUACAGUGCCCUGUAGUGGCGCAACGCUGCAACUGCAGUUACAGUAACAUCCAUAUAGCUGGGGGCAGAGUGAAAUCAGGCUGGGGCGGCACAAAAAUAGCUGGAGGCGGCCGCCACGCAAAUUUGAAUACAGGAAAACCCUGUAUAUGUGCCCCUUUUUUAACUUUGAGCACCCGCCCCUUCAAAGGUCUCUGCACGGCCCUGCUCUAUCUGCUUCCUUUACAGCACCUGCUGAGCUCAUUUAAAGGAGUCUCCUAGCGUCUUCACACGGAUGACAUCCAACUGUACAUCUCCUUUAAGCCCCAUGAGAUGUCUACGCUGCAGCUGUUACUCUCCUGCUUAGACUCCAUUAAAACCUGGAUGGUGGGAGCUUUCUACAGCUGAAUGAAGAUAAGACUGAGAUCUUCAUCUGUGCUCCAGAGAAGCUGGUUCCCAAAGUCAGAGACUCUCUUGGUCAGCUUGCUUCUCACACCAAACCCUCUGUCAGGAAUCUUGGCGUGACCUUUGACCCAGCUCUCACCCUGGAUUCUCAUGCCAGUUCUCUUGUUGGCUCUUCCUUCUUCCAUCUCAGGAACGUUGCUAAGCUGUGUAACGUGAUGAAGGAGCCAUUUCUACCCUAACAGCUGUUUCCUUUUGACACAGUGUCAGUGUGUCUGAAACAGCCUGAAGGUCAUACAGUCGUUUCUAAACUGUUUACAUUCCAGCAUGAAGACAGAAGAAAGAAGAAUGAAUUCUUUCCUUUUGAUUAAUCAAAGAACUCUAUUUUAAUAAAGCUAAUCCAUCAAAGUGUUAGUCAAUAUAACAAGAUGUGACCGACCUGUGAAAUUAAAAUAUUAAUUAUUUUAUUAUGAUCUUAGAAAUGAAGCAAUGUAACUUUAAAUGGUUCAACAGGACUCAUUUCACGUAGUGUUAAAAGGACUUGACACAUUUUUUCACUGAUCCAAUCAGAAUCUUACAGAUCUGACGGAGGCGUGCUUCUGACGGUGUUUGGUAAUUUUCAUUCAACAAUAAACCAAAACAUCCGAGGUAUGAAACAGAUGCCACGUCAGCUCUAAUGCAGUUCAAAGCGUUCCAGAGCAAAAUGACGGAGUGGCCAAUCCUGAACUUUAACUCUUCAACCGAAAGAACCACGACAAGCUGAGAAAAUCCAGUCGCUAUAACAACAAGCAACGACAACAGCUCCUUUCAGAAUAAAGCCCGGCGUACACUGUGCGACUUUUUCACUUUUUUGAGCCGAUUUUCCAGUCGUGCGAGAAGCCACGACAUCGGGGCGAGUUUUGCGCCGAGCGGUCGUGUAGUGUACAGGGGGUUACGAGGGGCGAUUAACACCACGUGACCAGCUACCGAUCAGCAGUCGUGAGGUCGCAGGGACUUCUGGUGUGUUUAAUAUUUCGCUCGUCCCUCGUGAGGGUAUCGCACUGUUGAAGCGGCGCUGCGAGCAGCUACGAUCCAAAAAAGUAUCAGAACCGCUCACGGCGCAUGCCCGCGCAAUCCUGCAUCAACGCCGGUCGCUCGCUAUUUCCCUAAUAACACACGCUGUUCGUUUUUGUUUCUACACGUUUUUUUACUCACAAAGAUUGUCAAGAAAGCGUGUUUGUCGUGUUCAUGUCAAAUGAAACUGAUCACAAAACACAGAUUCACUUUCUUUAUUUCGUUUUCUUCAUCCAAACCCCAUAAAUCCCUGUGUGUCCUCCUGCAGCACUCCCGAAGGACAACAGGCAAGACAAAAAAGUCUGACGUGUUGAGUAAAAACUGCUAUUUUUAGCACAUUUUUAGGGCCGACGUGUUGCUACCAGACGUACAGUGUGAGCAGUCAGGUCGCAUGCGAGAACUGGGUCGUACAGUGUGAGCACACGACUCGUGAGAUCUGCUCUGCGAGGAAGUCGUACAGUUUGAGCUGAAGCUGAACGCUGCGAGUGAAAAAGUCGCACAGUGUACGCCCGGCUUAAGAGCUCCACUGACCCAGGCUGGGUGUUAAAAGUCCGCUUUCCAGAGGAAUAAUGUUUGUGAACACCGUUUAGACUACAUUACCCAUGAUGCACCUCGGUAUCUGUACUUCCCGUUGGGAACGUGUUUAGCGCAGUUCAGCACAGCUGAAAGGUGUUGGAUGAUCAGCGUUUUUCUCGUGCGUUCCUGUGUGAGUUACCCUUGGUGUGCGUGUUUAUCAUGUGAGUAUUAUAAGAUGAGAUUGAUGCUUAUUUGACUUUAUCUGUGAGUUGCUCUGUGUACAUCACUAAGAAGCUAGUCCUGUUGCUAAGUUGCAGGUUUUGUUGGCCUACUUCAGGCAGCCUUGGUUGCAGCUUAUAUGGCAUUCCAUAUACGACUCACUAUCAAGUAUGGUGGUUGGAGGUGGAUAGAACUAUUUUCUGUGUUUAUUAUCUGACCUGUAGAGAUACUGUUUGCUAAUGCAUAUACGAACAAUAAAUUCAUGUAUGGUCUUAGGGUGGCAUCUAGUGGCCAUGAGGUUUAUAGCAGAUCAUAUAACUUCAUGUUGGAAACCCACAGUGCUGUAUAAGCGGUACACUGCUAUUCAUACUAAUGGUUGUUCUUUCUGUUAACAGAUUACCACACCCACAUACUCCUGCACACUCACACUCCCUUUACCUGCAUUCAUAGAUGGGAAUGCAAUUGCCUCACUUGUUGAUGUCAUCUGCUACCUCUUUAAUAAAACUACUUGGACUACAUCACUGUGGAGUGCCAAUCCUUCUGACCGAGGACAACUCAGUUGAAGCGUGAUCGGCAAUCAGUGCAAACAUUCAGUACAAGUGGUCCUUCGAGCCGGAUUUGCCUUGGCUGAGUUCAUGAGAUGGAAAACCCUCAGGAUGGAGGUGCAUCGAGUAGCCCCCGUCCAAAACGGGAGAGGAAACUCCCGGGAUAUCUGGUGGACUAUGAGCACAACCUAACUGAGCCACCCAACCCAUCUAGAGCUCCAAGUAGUUCCAGUAGCUCUGACAAUGAAGAGGAAGGGAGAUGGCAGAGGAUGGAAUCCGCAUGGAACAGUGUCCUCCAAACCAUGAAUCACCUUCAAGCGUCUAUGGAGGACACUCAUGGAACAUUACUGAAGCGGGUGGAGCGUUUGGAGCAAGCUUCACAACCUAGCAGUGAGGUGAUACAUCGCACCAUAGAGCCACUACCUGUACCAGAGCAGGACACCACAACACCUGCGAACAUGCUGACGCCAGUGAAGGCAUCUGCUCCAUCACCUCCUCGUAAAGUGAGUUUUCACACUCAGCCAGUGCUGCACCCUGCCACUUAUGUAGCUGCAUCAACGCCACUCAGGAGACUUGGCCGAUGCACCGCUACACCCUUCGUGUACCAGAGAUCGGAACAUCAUCUCCUUAUAAACCGGCCAGGCCAGGUGCAGAUAUCACAUCACACAGCCUCAGCUAAUCAGCCAAGACAACGUGAUUAUCAUGCAGUACAGCAGCUAUCACAGGCUGGGGAUCCAGUGAGUCUGCAGCAGACGUUACAUCCAGCUGCUCCCGUCUUCCAAGCUAGACCUCCAGCUAAUCCUGUGUACUUGCAGCAACCACCGCGUCCUGCUGAUCCGACCUACCAACUUCCACGUCCACCAGAACCUGUGACCCAGCCAUCACAGUGGGCAGACGCUCAGCACCCUGUAUCCAACAUAUUGCAUCCUGAAGCUUUGCCUGAUCCAGCUGGCAACCACCACGUUCCCGACCCGUCAGGAAGUGACCAUUCAUCAUCUUCCUCUGCUGGACAAUAUAAUCCACGGGUUGCCACAUCUGAAUCAGCCAGAGCGCCUCUACCAAACCUGAUGGAAAUGAUGGUGGCAUCUUCAUAUGGUAUUCCAAAGCCUAGGCUGGUGGUCUUCAGGACGGGCAGAGAGAGUGACUUCGCCUUAUUAAAGAAAGGGCUGGACAGCACCUUAGGGCCACAUUCUCAUCUGGGAGAAGAUUACAAGUUUCAGGUCCUAUUAGAUCAUCUAGAAUAUCCCAGCGCCCUACAGGUAGCCAAGCGCUACAUCCACGACCGCACUCCCUAUACUAGUGCAAUGAGGGCGCUAGAGCAGAGGUAUGGACAGCCAAGGCAGUUAGUCCAAAGUGAGCUUAGCACUAUAUUGAACUGCCCCCCUAUUAGAACAGGAGACUCUCAAGCUAUUGAGGACCUGUCCCUGUCCGUGUCCAGCCUGGUCGGGCUUCUCAGUACCAUGGAUGAAGUAGCAGCCAGUGAGCUUCAUUGUGGUUCACAUGUGGACAGACUGCUUACCAAACUCCCCCUGAACUACAGAGACAGCUUCAUCGAGUACUGUAUUACCCGGGGGAUCAUCCGCACUGGCAGCAGCCGAACAUACAAUAUGUACGACUUCUCAGAAUGGCUUGAACGGAAAUCCCAAGUCCUUCAGCUAUCCAGACAAGCCUCUCACAUGCCCUCUGACAGGCCACGCCCAGAGAAGAACCUACUCAAAGCCUUAGCAGGGCCCAAGUCACACAGCAAAUCUGCUUCCAUCUACUACGGCCCAAAUCCAGCCCAAGCCAAGCUAAGACCAGGGGGAGGAUCUACAGCUCCCAAUCCGACAGUCCAACCUAAGAAGAGACAGAAGUUCAAACCUUAUUGUCCAUACUGUGAAGGGACAGAGCAUUAUCUGAAUGGCUGUGAUGGAUUUAAAGGGCUAGACCUCAAAGCUAUGGCUACCUGGAUUACUGAGAAGGCCAAAUGCUGGCGCUGUGGCCGUAAACAUUCUCCAGAGCAGUGUACUCUAAAGAAGCCGUGCAGCACCUGUGGUGACCAGCAUUUGUCUGUGCUCCAUGACCUGGUUGAGGCCAAGAAGCGGGACCCUAACAUACUAACUGUGAGUACUAGUAUGGUUUACCUAGACUAUUCAAGUCACUCAGGUCGAGUCAUGCUUAAAGUAGUACCAAUUCAACUACAUCAUGGUGGCAAAUCUCUGGACACAUUUGCUGUGCUUGAUGACGGCUCAGAAAAGACUGUUGUGCUUCCUGCGGCAGUUGAAUCUCUAGGUUUGGAGCAGGAGGAAGCAACACUCGCACUGCGAACUAUCCGUCGAGAUGUAAUCCAGAUGAAGGGAGGCUUUGUCUCAUUUCAGGUGUCACCGAGAGCUAAGCCCAAAGUGAGGUACAAAGUAACACAUGCAUUCACAGCCGACCAGCUGAGUCUAGCUACUCAGUCAUGUCCAGCUGAACAGCUGAAGAAGAAGUAUAUUCACUUGCAGAAAGUCCAGAUCAAAGGAUUUAACCAGGUCCAACCUUUGGUGCUACUUGGCUCAGAUAAUGCUCAUCUCAUCACCCCUGUCCGUCCUGUCCUUAGGGGGUCAUCUAAAGGGCCAGUAGCUGUCUGCACCAAGCUCGGAUGGGCCAUCCAGGGGCCAGCCAGUAGUAUGCCUACAUCUGAGGGGGAGCUGCAGUGCCUGAACAUGUGUCUUUCUCCUGCAGAGGCCCUGCAUCAAGAUGUGAAGCGUUUGUGGCAACUAGAUGUUCCCCCCUAUAGGACAGAGAAGGAGGUCACACGGUCAAAGGAGGACAGAGAGGCAGUGGCUAUGUUGGAAACAAAGACCCUCAGAGUCCCAGUAGAUGGUGUCGAGAGAUAUGCCACUCCUCUGCUGAGAAGAAGAGACUUUCCACGUCUGUGUGUCUCCCCUGAAGCAGUAAAGGGCCUCCUCAGAUCUACUGAACGUAAGCUGGCCAAGAACCCUGAUCUGACCCAUACAUACAACCAGGAGAUCCACAGGUUAGUAGAGUCUGGCUAUGUUGCUAAGCUGAGCCCAGAUGAGACACAUAGCUCUUCUGAGUCAUGGUAUGUACCGCACCACAUAGUACAUCACAACAAUAAGGCUAGAGUGGUCUUCAACUGUUCGUUUGAGUUUCAGGGGUCCGUCCUGAACCGCUGCCUCUUACCAGGACCUCCCAUGGGACCCACUCUGCUGGGGGUAUUACUCCGCUUCCGUCAACAUCCUGUAGCCGUGAGUGGAGAUAUCAAAGCCAUGUUUCAUCAGGUUCGGCUGCUCCCAGAGGAUUGUCCCCUGCUACGGUUUCUGUGGAGGGAUUGUGAAACGGAUCGGCCCCCAGACAUAUAUGAGUGGAGAGUUUUGCCCUUCGGAACGACAUGUAGCCCCUGCUGUGCUACGUUCGCCCUACAGAGACAUGCAAGGGAGCACAAAGAAACCCACAAAGACAUCUGUGACUCAGUCCACACAGCCUUCUACGUGGAUAAUUGUUUACAGUCCCUGUUCAACCCAGAAGAGGCAAAACAGCUCAUCGACCGGAUGAGAGAUUUACUCAUUCAGGGAGGAUUUGAUAUACGACAGUGGGCGAGCAACGUGCCCGAAGUAGUUGCUCAUCUGCCCGCUUCAGCUCGAUCAGAGAGCUGUGAACUUUGGCUGAACUUCAAAGGUCUCGACUCACAAGAGUCAACGUUAGGACUCAGCUGGCACUGUCCGACAAAUGUCCUGGGAUAUAAGCACCGCCCUAUCACCUACUCCACGGUCACGCUGCGCAAUGUGUACAAGGUACUAGCUACCCAGUAUGACCCACUAGGGUAUAUUUGUCCCUACACUACAAGGGCCAAGCUGAUUGUACAGGCCCUGUGGAGCACAGAAAGAGGGUGGGAUGAGCCCAUCGAAGGGAAUCUACUUCAGUCCUGGCUUGAGUGGGAAGGCGAACUGUCACACCUUCAGCAUGUCAUCAUUCCCCGCUGCUACGCUCCUCCUCAUAACUCCAGCAAUGUGACAUAUGAAGCUCACGUAUUCUGUGACGCAUCGGAAAAGGCUUAUGGGGCUGUGGCUUAUCUCAGGGUAAUUGAGCGGCAACGGCCCAUCAUCACAUCAUUCCUGAUGGCUCGCUCCAGAGUGGCCCCACGCAAGCAGGUGUCAAUGCCCCGGUUGGAGCUUUGCGCAGCACUCACAGGAGCCCAAUUGGCCAGAUUACUCCAGACAGAGCUUACUGUUCCCAUACAGUCGAUUUACCUGUGGACAGACUCUACCACGGUGCUGCAGUGGAUCCAAUCUAGCUCCUGUCGCUAUAAGGUAUUUGUGGGGACUCGAAUCUGUGAAAUACAGGAGCUGACAUCUCCUGAACAGUGGCGAUAUGUGACCUCUGAGCUCAAUCCUGCUGAUGACAUCACCAGAGGGAAACAUCUCGCUGACCUAACAGCCCCCAAUCGUUGGUCACAUGGUCCACCUUUCCUAUUACAAGCCGCUGACACUUGGCCUAAGCUGCCAACAGUGUUUCCAGCCUGCAAUGAAGCAGAGCUCAGGAGGACUGCAUUCUGUGGGCACGCUUCUGUAUCCCCAACCUUGCCGGAUCCAAUGCAGUAUGCCUCACUAGAUAAGCUGAUUGCUGCUACGUACCGGACCCUACACGGGGCGGCCGACACUCCUAUUACAGCCGCGGAGCAACUGGAAACCAAGACCAUGCUGCUCCGCUCAGCUCAGACCGACAGCUUCACAGAGGAGACCAAAGCCCUCCAGACCAGUCGCCCAGUCCGCUCAGACAGCCGUCUUAGCACGCUGUCCCCUGAAUAUGACAGUCUUACUGGUCUUAUCAGAGUCGGAGGCCGCCUUCGUCAAGCCGCAGACUUAGAUCCAGACAGUAUUCAUCCCAUCGUACUAGCAGCUGAACAUCCCCUGACCAAGCUCAUCAUAAGGACUUAUGAUGACCAGCUCCUUCACCCAGGUGCAGAGAGGCUAUUUGCGGAGAUAAGGCGCACCUAUUGGAUUCUCAGAGGACGUCAAGCCAUUAAGAAACACCAGCACCAGUGUGUGGACUGUAGGAGAUGGCGCGCCACACCUUCUACACCCAAGAUGGCUGAUUUACCUUCCUCACGGAUGAGACUCUAUAAACCCCCAUUCUGGUCAACGGGCGUAGACUGUUUCGGGCCAUACACGAUAAAGAUAGGUCGUAGAAGAGAGAAACGCUGGGGAAUUAUCUACAAGUGUCUUACAACUAGAUGUGUGCAUCUCGAUCUCCUCCCUAGUCUUGACACCGAUUCCUUCCUUAUGUCAUUACGCAGAUUUAUCGCACGCAGAGGAAAGCCAUACGAGAUGUGGUCUGAUCAAGGAACCAAUUUCAGAGGUGGUCAUAGAGAACUCCAAGCAGCAUUUGAAAACAUGGAGCCUGACCUCAAGCAGCAACUAGCCACGCAGGCUAUCAACUUCUGCUUCAAUCCCCCACACUCGCCUCAUUUCGGAGGAGCCUGGGAAAGGGAAAUCAGAGCAGUGAAGUCAGCUCUGCAAGUAGUCCUGAAGGACCAAGUUGUGGCAGAAGAAGUCCUACUCACAGCUCUCAUAGAGGUUGAGGGCAUUUUGAACUCAAAACCGCUUGGCUAUGCAUCGGCUGACAUAGCCGACCCAGAUCCCAUCACACCAAAUCUUCUCUUGAUGGGGCGGCGUGAUUCAGCACUACCCCAGGCAGUCUACGGCCCCUCAGGCACUCUUUCGACCAGAAGAUGGAUACACAGCCAGGUCAUCAGUGACCACUUCUGGAAGCGGUUCAUACAGAACUACCUCCCAGGACUGCAACUCCGACAGAAAUGGAGGAAGUCCACUGACAACAUGACCGUGGGACAAGCUGUUAUGAUUGUAGACUCUAAUCUGCCUAGAGGCCUCUGGCCUGUGGGUACCAUUUCCCAAGUUUUCCCAGGGACUGAUGGUGUUGUUCGGGCUGCCGAAGUCAAGGUUAAAGACAGUCUCUAUGUUCGCCCGGUGACUAAGCUAGUGGGACUCCCCAAAGUCCCUGAGGACUUAGAUGAUACUGUUCCGCAAUAGCUUGACUUUAGCAUGUGUGUAUUUGUAUCCAUACAAAUACAGGGGCGGCUGUUAAAAGUCCGCUUUCCAGAGGAAUAAUGUUUGUGAACACCGUUUAGACUACAUUACCCAUGAUGCACCUCGGUAUCUGUACUUCCCGUUGGGAACGUGUUUAGCGCAGUUCAGCACAGCUGAAAGGUGUUGGAUGAUCAGCGUUUUUCUCGUGCGUUCCUGUGUGAGUUACCCUUGGUGUGCGUGUUUAUCAUGUGAGUAUUGUAAGAUGAGAUUGAUGCUUAUUUGACUUUAUCUGUGAGUUGCUCUGUGUACAUCACUAAGAAGCUAGUCCUGUUGCUAAGUUGCAGGUUUUGUUGGCCUACUUCAGGCAGCCUUGGUUGCAACUUAUAUGGCAUUCCAUAUACGACUCACUAUCAAGUAUGGUGGUUGGAGGUGGAUAGAACUAUUUUCUGUGUUUAUUAUCUGACCUGUAGAGAUACUGUUUGCUAAUGCAUAUACGAACAAUAAAUUCAUGUAUGGUCUUAGGGUGGCAUCUAGUGGCCAUGAGGUUUAUAGCAGAUCAUAUAACUUCAUGUUGGAAACCCACAGUGCUGUAUAAGCGGUACACUGCUAUUCAUACUAAUGGUUGUUCUUUCUGUUAACAGAUUACCACACCCACAUACUCCUGCACACUCACACUCCCUUUACCUGCAUUCAUAGAUGGGAAUGCAAUUGCCUCACUUGUUGAUGUCAUCUGCUACCUCUUUAAUAAAACUACUUGGACUACAUCACUGUGGAGUGCCAAUCCUUCUGACCGAGGACAACUCAGUUGAAGCGUGAUCGGCAAUCAGUGCAAACAUUCAGUACACUGGGUCUGAACAGACGCCAAGACAAGAGUCGUGUGCCGGCAGUAUCUCGAGACGGGUCUGGUCGGAACUAGGGAUGCAUCGAUCCACAUUUUUUCACUUCCGAUUCCGAUACCUGAAUUUGGAUAUCUACCGAUACCGAUAUUGUUUCGAUACUAGAGGAAUAUUUGUUUUAAUGUCAUUAUGAUUAUUAUUAUGGUUGAUUUUAUAAGGCUAUAAUAAACUCUUUUAUACAAGAAUAAUAUGUAAUUGUGAGAAAGCCCUACAAGUAAGAGCCCAGCACCGUGUCCCAAAAGAUAAGUUGAGAUAAGUGAGGUCAUAAAACAACUAAUUGUCUAUCCUAAAAAAAAGCAACUAAUGUUUCAAAUUGAAAUUUAUUCAAUUUCAAGGCAGGGUUACUGGACACAAGUGCAAUAUGCACAAUCAAAGAAACAAACCCUUUCAUUUGAACUAAACAGCCCAGGUCCAAAUAAUCACACUAGGCAGUAACACAUUUUUAAAGUGUCAAACAUGAAAUGAAAAGGGUAAACUUCCAUAAAACUACUUCAAAUAAAAUAGAGGGCUGCUUUAUCCAAUCCCCACAAAUUAAUUUCACAGUCUUUUGUAGCAUCAAAAAUGUAAUUUUCAAGUAAAAAAUCACUUUAUCAAAAAAAAAGUGCAUCUGAAACAAAUUCAGUAAGUCCUUGCUCAUGUAGCAGUAAAAAAAACUAAAGUUUUCAAAUGUUAAACAUUUUGAAUUAAAGAAAAGUGCAUUGUAAACAAACAUCAACAGUGUGCAUCUGAAAAGUACAAUUCAAGCAUUGGAGAUUUGGCAUUGAAGGUGACUUAGAUAAAGUUAACAGUCUGUCAGAGUCCGGAACUAUUCUUGAAAAAAAAAAAAAUGUAAAUGCGUGAGGUACUUAAAUGUUGUUCAUCUAAUCUCACUUAAACAAUGACAGGUUCUGUCUGAGGAAUAUAAGGAUUUCUGCUCUUUCUGCUGUCAGACGUUUCCUUUUUUCAUCCUCAAUAUUGGAUGCUGUACUAAACAGUCUUUCACUUUCAACACUCGUUGAAGGAGCUCUCAGGAACUUUACUGCAACAGCAGCAAGGAGAGGAAAGCGGGCAUGGUUGUCUGCCCAGUACUGGAAAGGGCUGUCUAGCUCACCCAUUGUUGGUUCUUUCAAGUACAUUUGCAUCUGGAUAACUGCUGCCUGGGUACCUUGUGCAGGUUCAUCAUGUUCCUCCAGAAUUUUGUCAUACAGACUGCUAAAGCUACUCUUACUUGUGGUAGGAGAACUGGCAUCCACGUGAGCAACCUUUUCUGCUGGCUCUGGUUCUGGCUUCCUUGUCCCUG
This is a messenger RNA of Nothobranchius furzeri (turquoise killifish), 14095 nucleotides long. NCBI's taxonomy places the organism in Eukaryota, Metazoa, Chordata, Actinopteri, Cyprinodontiformes, Nothobranchiidae. The record is from RefSeq and is a predicted model, not a curated record.